CCAUUCAUCUCCCUACCUCCUGAUCCUCACCCCUACCGACCUACUCAAAAAAACAUGGGCAGAUCUCCCUGUUGUGAAAAAGAACACACCAACAAAGGUGCUUGGACCAAGGAGGAAGACGAGCGCCUCAUUAAUUACAUCAAACUUCAUGGUGAAGGUUGCUGGAGAUCCCUCCCUAAAGCUGCAGGUUUGCUUCGAUGUGGGAAGAGUUGCAGGCUGAGAUGGAUAAAUUACCUUAGGCCUGAUCUCAAGAGAGGAAACUUCACUGAAGAAGAAGAUGAACUCAUCAUCAACCUCCAUAGCCUACUCGGAAACAAAUGGUCCUUGAUUGCUGCACGUUUACCAGGAAGAACGGACAAUGAGAUUAAGAAUUACUGGAAUACUCACAUCAAGAGAAAGCUCUACAGCCGUGGAAUUGACCCACAGACUCACCGUCCACUCAAUUCUACGGCAGUGGCCGCCACUACCACCACUACCACAGCAAUAACAGCAGCAUCCAACACAAAAAGAAGUACUAGAAACAACAUUUGCAGCAAAAACAACGACACUAAUUUUCAGUUUGACACGCAAAAUUCUAUGCCGGCACCGGCGAAGCAGGAGUUCCCCACCAGCAUAGACUUCAGUACCGCCAAUACUGUAAGGAUGGGAGCGGAAUCUGCCGAGGAUUCAAACAGCAGUAGCGGUGUCACGACGGAAGAAGUGUCUGUGUUUCCUCAGUUUAUUAAUCUAGAACUUUCCAUCGGGCUUCCAUCUCAGGUGCCUCAAGUUUCUUCAAAGCAGCAAGUACAAGAACGGCAGACUUUUCAGUUGUUUGGAACUUCCGGUUCUCCAGUCAUUACUCCGCUAGACUCCGUGUGCUUGUGUUGCAGUCUAGGGUUUCAAAGAAACCAGGGAUGUAACCGGUGCAGUAGCAGUACUGCUGCCGUGGCACCCACCAUUGUCACAGCUGACAGUGUCUAUAGAUAUUGUUGAUGUUCUCAUCACAAGAAAAAUCUAUGAUGAAAUGGUUGUACUAAGGAUCGAUCUCAAAGUAAUUAGAACUUUUCAGAAAAAAAAUUUUGCCAUAUAGAACUUUUUGUGUUUAAUGGAAAUAAAGUUUUUGGGCUUAU
Rubroshorea leprosula is the source of this 1109-nucleotide messenger RNA. The record is from the annotation of a GenBank genome assembly. NCBI's taxonomy places the organism in Eukaryota, Viridiplantae, Streptophyta, Magnoliopsida, Malvales, Dipterocarpaceae.